This is a messenger RNA of Effrenium voratum, 1482 nucleotides long. The record is from the annotation of a GenBank genome assembly. Lineage: Eukaryota; Dinophyceae; Suessiales; Symbiodiniaceae.
AUGAACAAGGAUGCCAAAGCCUUGGUUGCCAGGGCGACGCGGGGACUGCGAGACAAGGGCUACGAGCUUCUAGACGCCCAGAUCCCCAUCGAGUAUGCCUCUUCGCUUCCAAAAUCGGAUGUGCCGAAACGGGGCGCGAGCCAUGCAAAGAGUCACCUGCAGCACAACAUCUUCUGGGCUUCGAGGUCCAGCACGCUGUGCAAGUGCAUCUGUGGCACUGGCGGCGACGCCAAGAAGGCGGGGGGGGAAGGCGGCAAGGCGGAGGACCAGUUCGAGCUGCAGCCAGCCUUCCCAACUGCCGCACCCUGGCGCGCAUUGGACACGGACGAGACGCCUUUAACACGGCCUGCAAGCUCUGCCAAGCGCCUGAGCUUCUCCACUCUCCAGCAGCCGCUGCGGGGUUCUCCGAUUCGGCAGGGGCAGCUCUGGUACCUCUCGGCAGAAGACCAGGCGGACCCCGUGAACUUUUCACUGUAUGUCAACGGCUUCUCCUUCAAGCAUGAAGGAGUGGAGGUUGCCAUCUCCUUGUCGCCUUUUGUGCUGGUACGAAACUGCAAGUUUCAGACCGGUUACAACGCAACUUUGACGGAUGUUAAGAUCUUCAAGAUCUCCUUGUUUGCGCACAGCGCAUGCUACUACUUCGGUGUCCGCAGCAAAGAUGAGCGCUGGGCAGAGGAGGAGCGCAGCCGCUGGGUGCUGGACGUGUCGCGCGCGGUGCGCUUGGUGACGCAGAGCCUUUUCCCGCCGUUUCACAUCAGCUGCGAGCCACUGAAGAGGCAGAAGGGGGCCUCUGCGACGAAGCGGCGCUUGAUGGCAGGCUACGUGGUCCAUCACGAAGAUGUUUCCACAGCCUCGGUGGUGUACCUGGAGCUGCAAGCGCACAAGGAGGGCUUUGCAAAGGUGGUGCUCUACGAGAAUGACCUGUGCGAGGGCGUCCUGGCAGAGAUUGCGGUGCACGAGAACGCUAUGUGCUCGGAGAAGAUUGGCAUCAACUGCAGCUGCUUCAGUGUCGAGGAUCACCAAUUCUCCACACGGAGCCUGGCAGAGAGGAAGCUCUGGCUGCGGGCCAUCUCCAAUGUGCGGGUGAAGUUGCAGAAUGGUGCGCCAGAUCCUUCUGAGGAGGAGCUUGCAAGCUUCCGGGCAUCCAUCAAGGACCACCUCCUCAGCAUCCGAGCAGCCAUUGAAGGUCCAGGUUUCAUCGAGGCCAACGGCAGCCUUCCGAAGCCCAGGAUCCAGAUGAUGGACCCUUUGCUGCAACGGUGCCAUCCGCGGCGGCCUCCGCCCAGUUGCCGAGCUACGAGUGUAACUGCCGUCACAGCUUGCCCAGAACCAGGCACAAAGAGCACUGACCCGGCAAAUGCGGCGCCAGACAAUGGGAGGCUACCCGAGCUCCAAGCUAUACAGCUUGAGCUGAAGCCCAUGCCGCGCGCCACAGCAAGGCCGCAGGAUCCGGAAAUGGUUCCGAAACCAGGCGAAGGAUGA